Pocillopora meandrina is the source of this 3694-nucleotide messenger RNA. The record is from the annotation of a GenBank genome assembly. NCBI's taxonomy places the organism in Eukaryota, Metazoa, Cnidaria, Anthozoa, Scleractinia, Pocilloporidae.
ACAUUUUUAGACAAACCCGAAGGUGCAAGGCUCACUACCAAUGCUUCACAAAAUACUGUCACUGAAGGAGACACUGUUACAUUUAAGUGCAUAGUUAUGGCUGCUGUGCCUCAAGUAUCAAUUUACAAGUUCUACUUCAAUGGCCGCCUCCUAAGUAAUAACAGCAACGGUGAGUAUACUCUCAAUAACGUCAAUCGAUCUCAGCACUAUGGCAAGUACAAAUGUGUCCCACAUAAUGAUGCUGGAGACGGAGUAGAAGCCACUGUGAGGCUUUACAUAAAUGGUGGGUAGAAACAUCUUUGAGAAUUUUUGAAUACUUUGCAAUUAUAAUCCGAAAUGGGAAAAACGUUUUUUACCAGUUUACUUGCAUCAAUAAAAAUUUCUACAUUGCGAAUUAUUACAACCCCGAACAGGGAAGAAUAGAGACCCUGGUAUUCAGGUUGCCCCGCUAUAGGCUUUUCCUGGGAGUAAUGGGAAUGAAUAAAGAAUUUAAGGUGGGUGAGGGGAAGGAGAAAGAAGUCUGGGACGAGGCACAUUUUGUGUGGCUUUACAAACAUCUUCGCAUUGCUCUCUAGCUAAAGAGGUGUCUCCUUCGCAAGCGUUUCUCAGCUUUCCACACAAUGCUCCCACCCUAGGUACCUGGGAAAAGUGCUGGUGAAUGAUGCCUGUCUUGAAAAAUUUUACCAGUGCCUAAUGAUAAAUGGGUGCCUAAUAGCAAAAGUUGUGCCGGAUGAUAAUAAACUGGUGCCUUAUAGUGAUAGACUUGUACCUAAUAAUGUUAGACAGGUGCCUAAUAUUGAUGAACUGGUGCCUAACAAUGAUGAACAGGUGCCUAAUGAUAAAAUACAAUGCCUAAUUAUGAUGAACUUGAGCCUUAUAAUACGGAAACAAAUCUAAUAAUGAUUGACUAGUGCAUGAUAGGAAAAAAAAAAUGAUUUUGUGGAAAUGGCAUCCCAUGGUUACCCUAAACUGUUUUUAGACACAAGAAGUCUGUAAGUUUGUGUAACUUUAUGGGAGCAUUUACAUGGUUGUACAUUUAACGUGCAGCAAAAAUCCUGGAAUUUAGGUACAAGUUUGAGAUUAAUCCCAGCUUUGAUUUUAUUUUUUUGGUUAAAAAAAAAACAAGACAUUAUUCAAGAGCAAUUAUCUUGUGUCUUCCAAAAACUGUGAACUUCUGCUUUUCAUCAGAGUAUUUUAAAACAGAUGCAAAUUCUGAUUAGCUUACAUAGUGAAAGUUUGUUUCCAUUUUUUUAUAUUUUUUAUGUAUGUGCUACAUUUUAUAAUCUUAUUUCUAUAGCGUUUGAAGUGGAUGGUUCUGAACCAAAUUGCAUUCUAAUAUUAUGGUGUGAGAAUUUUGUUGUUCCUCUCUUCUUAUCUAGUUCCUGUCCAGUUUACAGAAGUGCCACAGAAUAUAACAGUUAAUGCGUCAACUCCUCUGUUUUUGAGUUGUGAUGCCUCGGGUUUUCCUGAACCUAAGAUAAGAUGGGAAAAAUCUGAGAUUAAACUGUCUAACACCAAACAGUUGAACAUCUCCAGUAGUAACAGGAAUGAUGCAGGAGAAUAUGUUUGCAUCGCAAGCAAUGGAGUGAGACAGGAAAAGACAGUAAGAGUUUAUGUCACUGUGCAAUGUAAGUCUUUAUUUCAGUCUGUCAUAAAAAGCUGCCACUGCUGCUGAAUCCAUAAUACAGUCGAACCUAUAAGCGGUCACCCUGUAUUUAGUGGCCAGUUGUUAAAGUCUCAACUUCUUUUCUCCUUAAUCGCUGUGUUCACCUUUGAGUGAGUGACAACAACCUGUUUGUAUUGUCUUCCACCUGUAAUGAACAGUCUCAUAGAAAGGAACCAUUCAAUUAAAACUAUGAUUUUUGUAGUAAAAUUUAAUCUGUUUCUCUCCCGAAAUUAAUGUUAGUAAUAUUUUAACGAGUUUUUUUUUUACAUAAAAUGAUCAAUUAUGGCAUAACAUGGCCUUUUUAUCAUUUUUAAUAUUAACCCUAUUCUGUGGAGUGCAAUGUCCUGUGGGUGACCGCUCAAUACAGGUUUGACUGUACAUAAAUACACCCAUUUUCAAAACGUUGCAAUUGAAAAAUUCCAAGAAAUAAAUACACUUUUAUUCCAAGAAAAAGGUGACAACAGAAUAAAUUAUAAGGAAAAAGGAACAGCACAAUAGCUGAUGUCAAGUCUUUGUUUCAUCUUCGCACUAUAAAAAUGUUGUGUUUUCUCGAUGUGAAAUAUACAUGUAUCAUGCCUCGCCUUUUUGAUAAGAAAAGAAAAUUGUUUAUAUUUUCAAACUGCAAACAGGUGUAUUUAUAUCUACACAAAUUCACCAAAACACACCAAGUCAAUAUCCAAGAAAAAACCUUAUCAAAAUUAAAAUUUCCCACAAAGAGAGAUUUGCAUCCCAUCCUAGAAUAGGGUGGUGGCUGGGCUGCAUGCAAGCGCUAUACUUGUAGUUAAGCCCCCUGCAUCUUCUUCAGCCAGGCUGGCUUGAAGAUGGACAUUAAAAACCUAGUCUCCAAGUUUUUGCAGCCCCUCCUAAGCCUCCUGAUUUGGACUUUCAACCACCUUCCAACCAAAGGGUGUUCACGCACAAGAUAACGUAAAUUGGCCACCGUAAAGAGUUAAAAAGCUGACAUAUUGAAAAGCCAGCUUGGUAACUCUUUACGGUAGCUAACUUACGUUAUCAACUCACUUGAAAAUACUAAAUAACCCUACUUUUUACUUGAGUUUUUUAGUGCACACGAAUCCAAAUAAAUGGGAUUUCCGAGGUACGCACUCGAUCGCACGUGCGCAUUACUUGCUCUGUUUCCCCUCUACUUACGUAAUUCCUAUUCAUACCCUGCCCUAUUUUGGUCGUACAAUCAAAAUUUUCCGGCUGGAUGAGUUACUGUUAUUACUACUGUUUUUUUAUAGGUAUGGGCUACGCUGUGCUCUGCUAUUGAAUCAAUGAAAUUAAUUGAUUCAAUUUUAAACAAAUACCUUAAGUUUUAACUUUCUGAGUUACUUUUUGUGAAGGCUUGAAAUUAAUUACAAACGGUUUUUAGGCCGCGAGUCAACCCAUUUAAUGACAAAAUUUUUCUACCAAAAAUUCAUUUCUAAAGCAAUAUUCUGCUGGCAUUCAAAGCAAUUUAGGAGAGAGAGGGAAAAGAGAGGAUUAAUAAGUUAUUUAUCGGCUUGAAGUCGUGACCCACAUCUUUGCUUAAAAAUAAUGCCCAGCUUGUUUGGAUCGUUCAGUGCGACCAAUGUUGCUGCGUAUUUUUGCCUUGUUCUAAAGUGUAAUACGGUGGCAUAUUUUCCCUCUUCUCAUAAUUUCAUUUAGUAAAAUGACACAGUGGAGGUAUGAUAAAGCUCAUAAACAUUCUGAUUGAUAUGAAGUAUCACCAAUUAUUUGUUCAGUUGCUUAUUGCAUUAGUAUUUAUUCUUAGACCCGCCCACAAUUCAAAAUGUCACAACGUCAUCUAAGAAGUCUUGGAUUGGCCAGACAGUGAGCUUGAAAUGUCUUUCUGAUGGUGUUCCUACACCAACACUCUAUUGGUACAAACCUGAAGGAAGUGAAAUAAACAGAGUCACAGCCAGAGAAAACAAAGUACAAGUGCCAUUCAGGGGUGAUCAAGAUUUUGGUCAUUACAAGUGCAUUGCUGCUAAUGGACUCAUUCCAUCUGAUGAGAAAUUAAUAAAGAUAAAUCAGAUAAGUAAGUAA